Mesorhabditis spiculigera is the source of this 237-nucleotide messenger RNA. NCBI's taxonomy places the organism in Eukaryota, Metazoa, Nematoda, Chromadorea, Rhabditida, Rhabditidae. The record is from the annotation of a GenBank genome assembly.
AUGCUCGCAGUGGGUACCCAAAUUAUUCGCGGAAAGCUCGUCGAGCUCGACCAACCGCUACUCCUCGUCAAGCCACACAACGUCGACGAGCUUGAAGAGACGGACGGAGGUGAGGUCGAAGUUUCGCACAUCGUCACCCAAAAACUGGUGUUCAACUCCAAGCCCGUCGACAUCAUCGACACGUUGAUGCCAAAAUUGGAGAGCAAGGAGGACGGGACGCUCUCGCAAAUGUCACAG